AAGGUGGCCAUAUUUUAUGCCACCUGGGUUUUGCUUCAAACAGCUGUAUUUUGCUACGCCGCUAAAAUAUUUAAUAAAAUACGAUAUAAUUAGUGUUUAUUACACCAUGCCUUAUUACCAGACUUGGGAAGAGUUUGCGCGAGCUGCAGAAAAACUUUAUUUGACGGAUCCGAUGAAGGUCAGAGUGGUUCUGAAAUAUCGACACUGUGAUGGAAAUCUCUGUAUGAAAGUCACAGAUGAUGCUGUGUGUCUGCAGUACAAAACCGACCAGGCCCAAGAUGUAAAGAAGAUCGAAAAGCUGCAUGGGAAGUUAAUGAGAUUAAUGGUCUCCAAAGAGUCCCACAGUCUAGCCAUGGAAACGGACUGAAUGAAUCGAAGGAGCUGUUAGGAUCGGACAGUUGUUUGUUACUCAAACUGACUAACAAUUAAGAGUUAUGGAUCUACAGCAGGAUGAAGAUGAAGUUUGGUCGGUGUUUGUUGACUGUAUGUUGAGAAUGUCCGCUAUCGUGCUCAUUUGGAGAGCGAGCUGCAAGAGCAUCCCACAAGAGGCUGGUUUUUGUGUUCCUGUUUGGAGGUCGGACAGCAUUUGGUCUGCCUGUUAUUUAACGUUUGAAGAAAGUAUGUUUUAAAUGCAGCAAAGUCAAGGGAAUACAUUUUAAAGCAGGACCUCUUUGAUUUCCUAUUACAGUUAAAUCUCAGCCCUGACUUUUGUAUGUCUAUGCAUGAUGUACAAUUAACAUGAAUAAAUGUUAUUUUUCUUCAUAUUUCACUUUACUUUUAACGAGUAUUGCUGCGAGCGUUUAACGAAUGCCGUUUAAAAAGCCAUUUUUUCUGUUCCUCUGAGUUUUUCGGUAUUUGACGAUACACUUCUGUCUGAAACGCAAGAUGAAGAUGGAUACUUUUGGAGUGAAUGAGUAUUUUCAGUUGGAUUACACCUGACAAGCUAGUUUUUUAAAGUUGUGAUCUGGUUAUUGAUGCUUUAGUUCUGUAUCUAUUAAAAUGUCUGCGGUUGAUGGAUGCAAUCUGCAUAGGGCUUACCUGCUUAGGAUGACCCAGCUUCUGUCAUGUUUCUGCGGACAAACCCUAACCCCCUUCAAAAAAGAAACAAAAAUCAUUGUCACCAUGUACAUACGCAAUAUGUUAGUUUAAUGUGAGAUAUAAUUGUCUUACCUCAGAAAGCCCGCUUGCUGUAUUUUUUUUUACCGUGUUCAAAGCUCCAAUAAAUGUUCAUAAAGUUGA
Molecule: messenger RNA, 1239 nt
Organism: Puntigrus tetrazona (Sumatra barb)
Lineage: Eukaryota; Metazoa; Chordata; Actinopteri; Cypriniformes; Cyprinidae
Gene: srp9
Product: signal recognition particle 9
Exons: 3
Coding region: 17-367 (116 amino acids)
Biological process (GO): SRP-dependent cotranslational protein targeting to membrane
Cellular component (GO): signal recognition particle, endoplasmic reticulum targeting
Molecular function (GO): 7S RNA binding
Source: RefSeq, a predicted model, not a curated record